This is a messenger RNA of Staurois parvus, 3189 nucleotides long. The record is from the annotation of a GenBank genome assembly. Lineage: Eukaryota; Metazoa; Chordata; Amphibia; Anura; Ranidae.
AUGUCCUCCCAGCUUUCAGCCAUGUACAGCAAGAAAGAAGAAAAAGGGAAGAAUAUCCAGGUUGUUGUGAGAUGCAGACCAUUCAAUCAGUUGGAGCGGAAGGCCAACUCCCAUUCUGUGCUGGAAUUUGAUGCUGUAAGAAAAGAUGUGUCAGUGCGGACUGGAGGGAUAAAUGACAAACUGGGGAAAAAGAACUACACAUUUGAUAUGGUAUUUGGUCCAUCUGCAAAACAAAUUGAAGUCUACAGGAGUGUUGUGUGUCCCAUCCUGGAUGAAGUUAUAAUGGGUUAUAAUUGCACCAUUUUUGCAUAUGGUCAAACUGGUACCGGUAAAACAUUUACUAUGGAAGGGGAAAGGUCCUCAGAUGGGGAGUUUACAUGGGAACAGGACCCUCUGGCAGGCAUAAUCCCUCGAACCCUUCAUCAGAUAUUCGAGAAGCUUUCAGAGAACGGCACAGAGUUUUCAGUGAAGGUGUCUCUGCUGGAAAUCUACAAUGAGGAGCUUUUUGAUCUUCUAAGCCCAUCACCAGAUGUUUCAGAAAGACUGCAGAUGUUUGAUGAUCCCCGAAAUAAGAGAGGGGUUAUAAUCAAAGGACUGGAGGAAGUAACUGUACAUAACAAAGAUGAAGUUUAUCACAUCUUGGAGAGGGGCGCAGCCAAAAGGACCACUGCAUCUACUCUGAUGAAUGCCUACUCCAGUCGUUCUCACUCUGUGUUUUCAAUCACAAUCCACAUGAAAGAAACCACUGUUGAUGGGGAAGAGCUGGUUAAAAUUGGCAAGCUGAAUUUGGUCGAUUUGGCUGGAAGUGAGAACAUUGGCCGCUCUGGGGCUGUAGACAAGAGAGCUCGUGAAGCUGGAAAUAUUAAUCAGUCAUUGCUGACUUUGGGCAGGGUGAUUACAGCCCUGGUGGAGAGAGCUCCACAUAUCCCAUACAGAGAGUCUAAACUCACAAGGAUCCUACAGGACUCUCUGGGAGGAAGGACAAAAACAUCUAUCAUUGCUACAGUCUCCCCAGCCUCUAUUAACCUGGAGGAAACGGUGAGCACUUUGGAAUAUGCCAACCGAGCCAAGAAUAUUCUGAACAAGCCUGAAGUUAAUCAGAAACUGACCAAGCGGGCGCUGAUCAAGGAAUACACAGAGGAGAUUGAACGGUUAAAGAGGGACCUUGCUACGGCCAGAGAGAAGAAUGGGGUCUACCUCUCCAGUGAAAACUAUGAAGAGCUUCAAGUGAAGAUUGGAAGUCAAGAAGAACAAAUCACAGACUAUAUGGAGAAGAUUGCCGUCAUGGAGGAGGAGUUGAAGAGGGUGACUGAGCUGUUCACAGAUAGUAGGAAGGAGUUGGAGGAGUGUAGCACAGUUCUGCAGUAUAAGGAGAAGGAGCUGGAGGAAAGCCAGAAGAACCUGCAGGAAUCUAGAUUACGCCUGUCUGAGGAAGAGUUCAUGGUGUCUGCUCUGGAGAGCACAGAGAAGAACCUUCAUAACUCUGCUAACAAGUUGUUGGUCACAGUCCAGGAAACCACUGAACAUGUUUCUGGCCUCCAUGCCAAACUGGAUCGCAAAAAGGCCGUGGAUCAAUAUAAUGCUCUGGUCCAUGAGAGCUUUGCGGAGCAGAUGGAUAAGAGAUUUCAUAGGAUUCAAAAAUCUGUGGAAGAUUACAGUGUAAAGCAUCAGGGGAUGCAGGAUUUCUAUAUCUGCUCUAUAGAUGCUCACUUGGCUGCGUUGUCUUCAGCGUCAAAUGACACCACCUCUGCUGUGUCCACAUCCUUUGCUACUAUUGCUGAAACCGUGUCAAGACAAGUGAAUCGGAGUACUGAAGAAAUAAUAAAGCAGGAGGGUCUGUCCUCUCAAGCAAGGGAUGAUCUGCAAAAACGGAUGACUGAACUUCGUUCCACACUUCAGAAAGCCCUCACAACAGAUUUGUUGCCAGUUGUUACAUCGGUUUUGAAUCUCAAUUCUCAUUUAAGUCAAUGCUUGCAAAACUUCUUUGGUGUUGCAGACAAGGUUGCUGCCCACAAAGAAGAAAUGAAACAAUUUUUCACUGAUCAUUCUAUGAUGCUGCACAAGUUGCGUCUGGAUUCCACUUCAGCCCUCUCCAGUAUUCAGUCUGAGUCUCAGUGUUUGAGAGAGGAGAUCCAGGCUGCUCAGACAAUGCAUUCCGAGGAAGUGAAUAAGCUCAUAAGUUCCAUGCAAAAUCAGUUGAACCUAUUCACUCAUACCUUCCAAGGACUUCUAAAUAAAGAAGAGAGGCUACAAAGAUCAACAGGCUUACUGUGGGAAGAUAUGGAUAAUGUUACAUCUGAAGCCAUUGAAAAAACGUCCUUCCACCACCAUAAAUUUGUGGACCAAUGUUCAGACAUAGAGGGUGAGAUUCGGCAGCAGGCAGGAUCAAACCUAAGCAGUGUAGAGGAGUCCAGCAGACAGUGUGAGAAGCUCAGCUCAAGUAUUAAUGCUAUAUCACAUGAAACAGAGGAGUGGUGUGAGGUUACCACCAAGAAAAUUGCUUCUGCCGCUGAACAACAAGAAGCCUAUUUCCAGCUUUCCAAGAUACAGCUCCAAAGUUUCCAAAAGGAUGUGGGAAGCUUCUGUGAAUCCUCAACAGAGCGUAUUAUGGGUAUGGUGAACCAGCAGCGAAUGUCAGAGGAGAAGGAUUUAUCAAAAUUAGUGGAACGAGUUAAUGAUGACAAGCAGACAAUUGUGGAGCAGAAGCUGGAACUCUGUGAACAAGCACAGGAUGGCCUAAGUAAAGUUAACGCCUACCUUACACAAGAGCUCAGGAGUGAUAUUCCCACUGGCACAACACCCCAGAGAAAAGAAUACCUUUACCCCUCUGUGCUCAUAAAGACUGCACCCCGGGAGGUUCUACUGGAGCAGCACAGAAAGAAACAUGAUGAGAUUCAGGCUGCAAUCACCAGUGUGCUGUCCAUAGCAGAGGAGCCUGUGGAUCAGGAUCAGGAUUCCCUGGAAGAAGAGCUAGUAAUUGUAAAUGACAGCAUAAGUGAGAAAUCCAUUGUAGAUGUGAAUGUUCUCUGCCAAGAAAAUGGUGGUGUCCCCUUUUUCCAGCAAAAGAAAGGACAGAAGAAAGAAAAAGAGAACAAAGCAAACGGAAGCAUUUUGGAAAGAACCAAAGUGUCAGAAGAUGGAGAACCGGUUCUCCUGAGAUCCAAACUUCCCUUGAGGAUCCAGAACUGA